Astyanax mexicanus (Mexican tetra) is the source of this 1362-nucleotide messenger RNA. Its product is annotated as glutamine synthetase-like. NCBI's taxonomy places the organism in Eukaryota, Metazoa, Chordata, Actinopteri, Characiformes, Acestrorhamphidae. The transcript is spliced from 6 exons. Gene Ontology annotation, molecular function: glutamine synthetase activity. Gene Ontology annotation, cellular component: cytoplasm. The record is from RefSeq and is a predicted model, not a curated record. The coding region runs from base 31 to 1176 and encodes 381 amino acids.
CGGUCCACUGCUGUCCUCUCAGGCUCUGUCAUGACAUCCUCCAUAUCUGCCAGCUCUCAGCUGAGUAAGACCCUCCGCUCCCACUACUUCAGUCUUCCUCAGGGUGGGCAGUGUCAGGUCACCUACAUCUGGAUUGAUGGAUCUGGGGAGGGUAUGCGCAGUAAGACUCGGACCCUGGACUGUGAACCCAGUGGAAUAGAGGAUAUCCCAGAGUGGAUCUUCGAUGGUUCCAGCACAGGCCAGGCCACGGGGGAAAACUGUGACAUGUUCCUGAUCCCAGUGAAAAUGUUCAGGGACCCUUUCAUUCUGGACCCCAACAAACUGGUGCUGUGUGAAGUGCUCAAGUAUGACCGCCAACCUACUGAGACUAAUCAUCGGCACCACUGUAAGAAGAUCAUGGAGAAGGUGAAGGAGUAUAAUCCCUGGUUUGGGAUGGAGCAGGAGUACACGCUGCUGGGAGCAGACGAACAUCCUUACGCCUGGCCAUCAAAGGGUUUCCCUAAACCUCAGGGACCGUACUACUGUAGCGUGGGUGCCGAUCGAGCUUUUGGUCGAGACAUUGUGGAAUGCCAUUAUAAAGCCUGUAUGUACGCAGGAGUCAAAAUCAGCGGGUCUAAUGCAGAGGUCAUGCCCUCUCAGUGGGAGUUCCAGGUGGGCCCGUGUGAAGGGACUGAGAUUGGUGAUCAGCUGUGGAUGGCACGUUUCCUGCUGCACAGGGUGUGUGAGGACUUCGGUGUGAUUGCCACACUGGACCCCAAACCCAUGAGCGGGAACUGGAACGGAGCAGGCUGCCAUACCAACUUCAGCACUGAUGCCACCAGAGCCGAGGGGGGACUGGAGCACAUCGAGAAGGCCAUAGAUAAACUCCGCCCACAACAUGCUGAGCACAUACGAGUUUAUGACCCUCAUGGCGGUGAGGACAACAAGCGGAGACUCACAGGCCUCCAUGAGACCUCCCCGAUCCACGAGUUUUCAGCGGCGGUAGCUAACCGAGGAGUCAGCAUCCGCAUCCCCCGCCAUGUGGCCCAGGACAAGCGCGGCUAUUUAGAGGACCGCCGCCCGGCUGCCAACUGUGACCCAUAUGCUGUGACUGCUGCCAUCAUCCGUACCUGCCUGUUGGAGGGGGAGGAGGAGGGGGAUAUUCUGAGUGAUUUAGAGAUUAAUGAACUGGAGUAAUAAUAAUUCAGUUUAACAUGAUAUACCUAUAAAACACAGCAGUUUUUAUAUUAGGUGCUACUUUUGUGGUCUGUGAGGUUUUCUCCUGCAGUGCUCAUUAAUUCCUUAUUGUACUAUAUUAAAUGUAUCACUGUAGUAUUUAUUGUUAUAUCUAUGAAUGAUUAAUUUAAUAAAACAAGCUUCUUG